This is a messenger RNA of Protopolystoma xenopodis, 606 nucleotides long. Lineage: Eukaryota; Metazoa; Platyhelminthes; Monogenea; Polystomatidea; Polystomatidae. The record is from the annotation of a GenBank genome assembly.
CUAUUCGAGUGCUAUCCACAUUCUACAACCUCCGGUGGUAGUAGUAGUGGUACAUGGCGGAUGGAUCAUAUGCGCGCAGUCAAGGACUAUGCUCGAUCAUCAGCAGAUCAAGCUGCACCUCUUCCUGACGAGCUGAGACCGCCUGAAGUUUUGGAACGAACUGUAACCUAUCUCCUGGCUGCCAUUGCAGACCGAGCAGAACAGGAAGAAUCUACUCGUAGUCUCUGGAAAGCUUGGUAUGAGUUUUUAUGGACUCGAACUCGAGCUAUACGCAAAGACGUCGCUCAGCAGGGUCUCUGUUCUCCGGCGAUAGUUCGUGUAAUGGAGGCGAUAGCCCGCUUCCACGUAUUCUGUGCUGCGCGUCUUGUUGAUCAACCAGUCGAUGCUUUUGAUCCGAGAAUUAAUUCUGAAAAUCUAACCCAAUGUUUGCAAACACUGAAGGAGAUGUAUGAUGACCUUCGCGUUCAAGCAUCUGCUCGAUUGUCAGGCACAGUCGCUGGUCGUUUUCAGAGCCCAUCUAGCGUUGAAAUUGACUGCCCAUUCGAGCCGGAGUUUCGGGCAUACUCGAUUCUCAUGAGUUUGAACGAAUAUAGUGUUCUUAAGUGA